This is a messenger RNA of Aureococcus anophagefferens, 3072 nucleotides long. RefSeq lists its product as hypothetical. Gene Ontology annotation, molecular function: protein binding. The transcript is spliced from 4 exons. The coding region runs from base 1 to 3072 and encodes 1023 amino acids. NCBI's taxonomy places the organism in Eukaryota, Pelagophyceae, Pelagomonadales, Pelagomonadaceae. The record is from RefSeq and is a predicted model, not a curated record.
AUGGCUGACGAGGAGAUCGUGCGGUCCUACGCGCGGGACGUGCUUGGCAUGAAGGACGACGAGCUCGACGAGUACCUCUGGCUCGCCGAGGAGUCGAUGCGCGCGCCCAUGCCGCCCGGCUGGGAGCAGUUCGAGGACGAGGCCCGCGGCAAGCCCUACUACGUCAACGCGACGACGGGCGUGACCCAGUGGGACCACCCAUCCGACGAGUGCUACCGCGAGAACUUCGCGCGCCUCAAGGAGAGCGCCAAGGGCCGGCCGUCGUCCGCGCGGAAGUCGUACCAGGGCAAGAGCCGGCAGCGCGCGCGCGACCGCGCGGGCGACCGCGACCGCGCGGGCGACCGCGGCCGCGACGACCGGGACCGCGACGCGCGCGGCAACCCCAUCCCGCGGCGGCCGCCGGGCUACCGCGAGCCGUCGCCCGACGCGCCGCCGGGCCGCGGCGGCGACAAGAGCCCCGGCCGCGGCGGCGAGCGCCGCGGGCCCGGCGGCGGCGGGAACCGCGUCACCGUCGUCCGCGGCGGCGGCGCCGGCGCCGGCGGCCGCGAGACUCGCGACGACCGCGGCGGCGACCGGGACCGCGACGACCGCGACCGCGCGAGCCCGAAGCGGCGCCCGUACGGCGACCGCGCGGGCGACGGCGACGGCGGCGGCGGCGGCGGCUACGGCGACGACGCGCCGCGCCGCGCGGGCAGCCCCGGCCGCGCGCGGGGCUACGCCGGCCCCGCGCGCCGCGGCGAGGGCGACGACGACGACGAGGGCCGCGGCCGGCGCGGCUACGGCGCGCGGCGCGACGGCAGCGACGACGACGGCGGCCGGUCGCCGGGCCGGGGCUACGGCGCGCGGCGCGGCGACGACGCGCCGCGGCCCCGCGACGGCGCGGGCGCCGCCGGCAACGCCGCGCCGAACGCGGCGCCGCGGGCCAAGGGCGGCGCCGUGACCGCCCGCGAGGCGGCGCUGGAGGCGGAGAAGCGCGCCCUCGGCGAGCAGGUCGCGCGCCUCGUGGCCGCGGCCAAGUCCCGGGAGGCCGCCGAGUCCGGCAACGCCGGCGCGCUCGAGGCGUCGCGCGCGGAGCUCAAGCGCCACGCGGCCGCCGCCGCCGCCGCCGAGGAGCGCGCGCGCGGCGCCGAGGCGCGCGCCGAGGCCGCCGCGAGCGACGCGGCGACGGCCACGGCCGCCGCCGAGGCGUCGCGCGCGUCCGCGGCCGCCGCGACGGCCGACGCCGACGCCCUGCGCGCGGACCGCGCCAAGCUCGAGACGCGCGCCGCGGCCGCCGAGGCGACGAGCGCCGCCGCGGGCGACGCGGCGUCCCGCGCCGAGGCGCUCGAGGCGAAGCUCGCCGACGCCGAGGCCCGGCUCGGCGCCCUCGCGACGGACCGCGACGCCCAGGGCAGGAAAAGGGUGCGAAAUUCCCAACUUCAAAGGCUCCUAUCUCGGCCGUUUUCCACUCGCGACGCCGUCGCCGCGGAACUGCGAGAGGUCGCGCUCGACCGCGACGGCCUCCGCGGCGACAAGGCCGCCGGCGAGCAGGCCGCGGACCGCACCGCGGCGAAGCUCCGGGCGACGACGUCGUCCCUGCGCCAGCUCCAGCACAAGGAGCGGGCCAUGACGCGCGAGCUCGACCGGCUGCGCGACGAGGCCGCGUCGCGGCGCGCGCGCGACUACGACUCGACCAUGGAGGCGUCCCUGGCGCGGAGCGAGCUCGAGACGGCCCAGAAGCGCCAGGCCGAGGCGGCCCAGGCGCUCCUCGACGCGGAGCGCGGCGGCGAGGAGGCCAAGUUCGCCUUCGAAAGGGACGCGCGGCGCCUCGAGGCCGCGAAAGCCGCCGCGGAGCUCGACGCGUCCGCCGCCGCGGACCGGGAGACGGUCGCGCUGGCCCAGGUCGAGGACCUGCGGACGACGCUCGCCGACGCCGAGGCCUUGCUGCGCGAGUCCCGGCACGAGAACGCGGCGCUGCGGCGGCAGGCGGACGUCGCCGCGCGGCCCGCGGAGCAGGAGAAGCUCGCGGCGCUACGCGCCCUGGACCAGGCGCGCCACGACCUCGGCGCCGCGGAGCGCGCGCGGGAGAACGCCGCGCGCGUCCACGAGGCGCAGGCGCAGGCGCGCGCCGCGGAGACGGCCGCGGAGAUGCAGCGCGUCGCGACGGCCGCGGCUCGAGAGGCCGACGACGACUGGGCGCGGCGGCUCAACGACGCCGUGCGCGACGUGCGGGACCAGAGCCUGCGGCGCGACGCCCAGCAGGCCGAGGAGAUCGCGACGCUGCACCAGGCGCUCGCGGACGUCGAGGCGCGCGCGCAGCUCCACGUGGACCGCGAGCACGCGCACUUCCAGGACGCGCGCCUCGACGCCGACGCGCGCGCCGACGAGAACGGGAAGCUGCGGGCAGCGGUCGACGAGCUGCAGGGGCGCCUCGACGGCGCUUUGCGCGCGCUCGCGGCCUUGGAGGACGACGAGCGGCGGCGGACGGAGCGGCGCGCGGCCGAGCCGUCGCCCUACGACGCCCUCGCGACGCGCCUCGAGGCCAUGCGCCGCGACGUGUCGAGCGCCAACGAGCUCCGGGACUACGCGGCGACGCCCGCGCCGCCGUUCUCCGGUGCGUCGGGCCGGCCGUCGGGCCCGUUCUCCGGCCAGCCCUUCUCCGGCCAGCCGUCCGGCCCGUUUCCCGCGCCGCCGGCCGCCGCGCCGCCGCAAGCGCAGCCCCUCGAGCCGCGGCGGAGCGUGCCGCCGACGAUCACGGAGAACGCGCGCUACUCGCCGCGCGGCGACGACGCGACGGCCGCGUCCGAGGCCGUGUCCGUGGGCGUCGCCGCGCUCGCCGCGUCCGACGCCGACGCGCCCCGCGUGACGCGGUCCCUGGACCGCCUCCAGUACUCGCUCUCCGACGCCGACGACCUCCGGUCCGUGAACACGCGGAAUUCGCUCGCGACGCGGACGUCCGUCGACAGCGCGGCGUCCGCGCAGACGGCCUACACGCACCGCAGCCUCGAGGGGCCGGGCUUCCACCGCGGCUACUGGCAGCGCGCCUACGGCGGGAACCCCCGGGAGCUCUUCCCCAACGCGGCCGCGGCGUAA